Messenger RNA from Syngnathoides biaculeatus (alligator pipefish), 1857 nucleotides. It is a transcript of the gene sost, whose product is annotated as sclerostin. Bases 16 to 915 code for a protein of 299 amino acids. The transcript is spliced from 2 exons. Gene Ontology annotation, molecular function: BMP binding. The record is from RefSeq and is a predicted model, not a curated record. Gene Ontology annotation, biological process: negative regulation of BMP signaling pathway; negative regulation of Wnt signaling pathway; ossification. NCBI's taxonomy places the organism in Eukaryota, Metazoa, Chordata, Actinopteri, Syngnathiformes, Syngnathidae.
UCUGCCCAGACUUUGAUGGACUUCGAGGCGAUGAUGCAACCGCGUGCACCACCAAGAGGAAAAAUCUUCCACCUCAUGAAGUGUGAGGCUCAGCCUCGGGCCCUCCCUCCUCCCCCGACGUCACCGCCUAAUUGGCAGCCUCCCGCCAGAGGCUUUAAAAGGCGCGAGCGCGUCUCUUGGCCCUCCACAAGAAGCCCACCCACCCAUCCGACAACCGCCGCCACCCUCCCCUCCCCCGCCCCACUCGCCCCACUUCGCCGUCGUCCUCCCGGCCGCAGCAUGCACGCUGCUCCCCCGCUGCUCCUCAGCCUCCUGCUGCUCCGCGGAUGCUGCUGCGCCUCCGCGGCCGCCGCCGGGCCUCGGAGGCAGGUGUCCAACGACGGCACGGAGUUCUUACCGGAAUACACGCGCGGCGGCGACGGCAACAACAACAACACGACGAAUAACAACAACAACAGGGCCAAAACAGGUGGACGGACGAGCAACUCCGUCUCCUACAGCGCCUCAGAGCUGAGCUGCAGGGAGCUGCGUUCCACCCGCUACAUCACGGACGGAUCCUGUCGUAGCGCCAAGCCGGUGAAAGAGCUGCUGUGCUCGGGCCAGUGCCUGCCCUCGCACCUCAUGCCCAACUCCAUCGGCCGCGGGAAGUGGUGGAGGAGCGGCGGCGGGUCCUGGGACUACCGCUGCAUUCCGGCGCACACGCGGAGCCGCCGGGUGCAGCUGCACUGCCCCACCGGCAGCACUCGGACUUACAAGAUCCGCGUGGUCACCUCGUGCAAGUGCAAGCGCUUCCGACCGCACCAUAACCAGUCCGAAGCCAAGGAGAUCCCGCGGUUGCCCCGGAACAAGAAGCACGGGCGCUCGUCCCAGGACCGGACCAAGAAAAACACGCCGCUGACAGACAACGCGUACUAAAGCUCUCGGUUAGUCCCCCCCCCCCGACAACCCACAAACAACCCGACCGAUCUCUCGAUUGGAGAGGACACGCAAGAGACAUUUCACUCCAGAGCGACUUCAUAAGCAGGAAUGAUUCCAAGUGUUUUUCAGCCGUUCUCGGUUUUCCUUUCUGCAUGACAAACCUUAAAUGCCCGGCCGGGCUCGCCACGAGAAGACGUCGCAGCGGGCGCUCGUUCUGAUUAUAAAGACAUCUCAAGCGUAGCAAACAUCCUCCCCGACGGGCCCUCAAAGCCAUCUGUGCAAACACGAAACGCUUGCUUCCCCCCCCCCACCGCAUUUAAGGCCUACAAGGUGCGCCGAAGGGGUCGUAAUCCAUCUGCUUCUGACCUAAAAGGGACACUGGCAGCUCGGGGGGGUUAGGGGGAUGAAGGGAUGCUGACUUUUUCGGAAAGAGGCCUGCCACCUCUUCCGCGUUCCACGCGUGGAGUUAUGAAUUCACUGAGCCCACAAACUCAAGUGAUCCUCCUCGGUCCGUUCUGUAAAUACAACCGCACCAUGAAGACGCUUCAGGUUUUUCUUUUGGCCGGGGGGAAGGGGCUUCCCCAGACACCCCCACCAACCGGCAAUGCCCCUGUCAUUUGAAAGCGGUCCUGACUGUUAAAAAAUGCGCAACUGGAAAGCAUUUGUCAUCGAUUGUACAUAUCAUACCUGAGUGGUGCCCCCGCCAAGAUGGGGGCUUUCAGGUGUGAGCGAGCGGCGGUGGGCGCCGAAUGGAGUCGGUUGCCGCGGACAGAAGAGUGAACUGAAUAUUUAUUUUUUAUUUCCACAUUUAAAUUAUUUAUGCAACUUUUUUUUUCCUGUAGUAAAUAAUAAUCCCCAUUACUGUCAUGUAGUAUGAUAGCGCAAUGAAAUACUCUGCAGUACAUGAAUAAAGUUGAUGCAGAUAUAUUUGAAAAGCAG